CGUGCGUGUGCGUGCGUUGCGUGCACUCUUUGUGCCGCGCCGGUAGGGAUACACGGUGUGGUCUCUCGCGGUUUGUUUCCUCACAUCAUCGCCCGAUGUCUCUUACCGCGAUCUGUGUCUCUUCUUCGAAUGCGAUUUUUACGUUUUCGUCAUCUGAUUCUCGCAGAGACACUGUGCGCGAGUCGCGCGAACAUAAAUAAUAAAAAAGUGGAGCGCAUUUUGUUUACACAUUUUAAUUAAUGACCAAUACGGCAUAGUAAUUACGAAUUCUCGAGUUUACAAACAUCGAGAGCAAAACAUGCGUGAUAGUGCGAUAUCUCGAAGAAUAUUCCGCAACAUUCUUCGCAAAAUGUGUUUGAAAGCAAAAUUCUUUUCCAAGUAAAAAAUCAUUUGUUAUUGUUAUUCGAUGCGAGAGAAAAUGUUGGAAUAGUUUCAAGCAAAUUCCGUGGGGAUGUGUCACGAGUUUUACGUGCGUGCGUGCGUGCGUACUAUGAAAAUGAGGAGACGGUAUUCACUGAGCCGUGAUGCGUUGGAGGUUUGUCAGUCGUUGCCUGAAGAUCGACUUGAAGUCAGUGUUGCAGAAGCAGUUUGUGUGACAAAACGUAAAAAGUAAAGAGAGUGUGUAGAAACAGUGUUACCAAUUGGACUAGAAGAGACACCUCCCCUGCGAGUGUCUUUGUUCAGAUAGAAAUUUUGUAUUCUUCCGAUUGCUGAAAGGGGAGGGUAAAUAAUUUUGCUUUGUAGUGACACUGAGAGCACACAGUGAAAACAAUAAAAAUAGGGGGGGCGGUCUGCUGACCGAUGGACAAACGGAAGAUGAUGGCAAAACGCCCACGUAUGGAAAACCUGAGAGGUCCGAUUGCCAAUGGACCAAUUCAGACGCGGCCGUUAGUCGCGUUGCUUGACGGCCGUGACUGUUCAAUUGAAAUGCCUAUUCUUAAGGACGUUGCUACCGUUGCCUUUUGCGAUGCACAGUCUACUUCAGAAAUACAUGAAAAGGUAUUAAAUGAAGCUGUAGGUGCGUUGAUGUGGCAUACAAUAAUUUUGACGAAAGAAGACCUGGAGAAAUUCAAGACACUGCGGAUCAUUGUCCGGAUCGGUUCUGGUGUAGAUAACAUCGACGUAAAGGCAGCUGGCGAACUCGGUAUCGCGGUAUGCAAUGUGCCUGGAUAUGGUGUUGAGGAGGUGGCCGAUACCACUCUCUGUCUAAUUCUAAAUCUGUAUCGACGCACUUAUUGGCUCGCUAAUAUGGUGCGUGAAGGCAAGAAGUUUACAGGACCAGAACAGGUAAGAGAAGCAGCGACCGGGUGCGCAAGGAUACGCGGUGACACGUUAGGAAUUGUGGGAUUAGGCAGAAUUGGUUCCGCAGUUGCGCUGCGUGCCAAAGCCUUCGGCUUCACUGUAAUCUUUUAUGAUCCCUAUUUGCCAGACGGCAUCGAAAAGUCAUUAGGUCUCACAAGGGUCUACACAUUACAGGACUUGCUAUUCCAAUCAGACUGUGUAUCUCUACACUGUACCUUGAACGAACACAAUCAUCAUCUAAUAAAUGAAUAUACCAUCAAACAGAUGAGACCGGGAGCAUUUUUAGUUAAUACCGCUCGAGGUGGUCUGGUGGACGAUGACGCGCUUGCUGCGGCACUCAAACAGGGUAGGAUUCGUGCAGCGGCGCUAGAUGUCCACGAAAAUGAGCCAUACAACGUCUUUCAGGGUCCAUUGAAAGAUGCGCCCAAUCUGUUAUGCACCCCACAUGCCGCCUUCUACAGCGACGCAAGUUGUACCGAGCUGCGUGAGAUGGCGGCGAGCGAGAUACGGCGGGCGAUCGUCGGUCGCAUACCCGACUGCCUGCGCAACUGUGUGAACAAGGAAUACUUCCUUUCCUCGACCGGAUUGAGUCGUCUUACCAACAACGCGGAAGUAAUUACUGUUACUUCUUCCAAUGAUGGGAAUAAUCAUGAUGCCGAAAGAUUGGAAUACGAAAGCUCCGUAAAAUCUGUCCACUCCGCUUCUUCCGAGAAAUUUUAAGGAGAGUCUGUACUCUUGAGAAAGAAUGGCGAAGAUAAAUGCAGACAAGUUAAAGUGUGAAUGGAACUAAUGACAAGUUUGAUGAUGAUUGAAUACACUAGUAAAAAAAAUAAGACUUACACAUUACGUUGCGCAUGACUUCUACCAAUUGUUAAACAGGUACGUACCGAAAACUGAUACACAGGUUUAUUUGUACCUAAAUAACGAGUUUGUCAAUCGGCAAAUUGUGAUUAGUGUUUUACAGAAAUUAGUGUAUUGUAUUAUUAUAAAGAUAAUAAAAAAACUGUUUUGGGCAAAAUGCUUUCACUAUACAUUCUCGAUGUUCGGCGAAUAUAAAGUUAAGUACUAUCAUAAAGUCAUAUAAAGCCAGUGUGAAUUAUUUCACCCUAUGUUGAUUAAUGUAUUGAACAAAACAAAAAUCUAUUGUUAAUUUUUUUUUCUUAUCUCAUAUAGAAAUGAUUAGUUAUUAGUAUAUAUUCUCCAGAGCUUGAUUUCUUGAGAUUUUCAUUGGACUCUGCUAAUUAAAGUUUAAAUAUAUUUCUGGCGUUAAAUAUUGUUUAAUUUUAAUUCAAAGAACUAAGAAUUUUUAAUUGCCUUUGAUACUCUUCCGCUCACACAUGGCAAUGGCUAAUAUAAAACAAAUUAGAAAAACAUUACAAAAGAUAUUUUAUUAGAUUAGAUUUAUUAUUAUUUUGUUAGAAUGUAGGAGCGAAGACUGUUAAAAGCAAUGAGAUCUGGAUAGCUCAAUAGUUCGAGCAUUUCGCCUGGAGCAUAAUCGCCUGGAAAGCGAAAGAUUCGGAUCAAAAUUCAAUGUGCAACGAGCUUCUGUUUGCACAAAGUCGUACCAAACUAGUGUAUUCAAUUUCCUUAAAAAGGAAAGAAAGUGUGAAAGAGAUAAGAGAGAAUGAUCGAUACAGAAUGAAUGAAUGAGAGAGGGAGGGUGAGAGGGAGAGAGAGAGAGAGAAAGAGGAUGAAAGUUGUAGGUAUCAUAAUUGAGUAUGUGCGUGAGUUUGCGUUUAACGUUCUUGCAUUUUUAGAAGUUCACAUUAGAAUGCAUUUUUGAUAUAAUUUGUCGCAAUCAAACCAAAUACAGUUAGGCAGAAUUAAUGACAACAGUUUAACAACUCAGUUUCUUUUACGAUCUUCCAAUUCAAGGUGUAAUUGUAAAUGUAAAAGGUCUGUUCAAUUUAGCCGUACUCUCUCUCGCACUCUCUUCUUGCAAGAAACGAAUACUUGAAUCUUUUUACAUUAAAGAAAAAAUUUUUUCGCAAUAUACACACACAUACAUACACACACACACACACACACACGUACAAACAAUUGUACUUAUAGAAAAAAAAUAUUAAAUGAGAUUUAUGUAAUGAAACGAUCGUUGGAAGUAAUAUUAGAAUUGGAGGGUUUAUGCAAGCAUAGAUACGCAUGUUCGUGCGCAGUACGAAAAUAAAUUAAUGCGAAUCAAGUGCGAACAAAAUCAGAAAACAUAUCAAUCUUACUGUAUUUUUUGUAAGGUAAUACACAUUAACUAAGGGUAAAGUUUGAAAGAAAGAAUAAUCAAAUAUAAUUUACAAAAUCACGACACAUGACACAUUUUGUUUUUGAUUUAAGAAUUGGCGAAUUCCGCGCUUGCAGUGCGCAGAAAUAUUCAGAAACAAACUAACGACCAAUCGUAAAAAUUCGGUAAAAAUAUCGAUUGGCACGCACAGUUCCAAAUUGACGAUCCAAAGAAAGUAUUAUACACUGCUUUCGGUUUAGAAAACAAUCAACACAUUUGACACAAAUCGCCACGUGUCUUUUUCCAUUUAUAAUUGUGAUAAUCGACACUCUUUGAUUCUUCUUGGGAGGAGAGUCAAACUCGAAUGUGUUAAUCGAGUUUGUCGAUUUGUCUUUUAAAAAGAAAGCAGCCAUAUAUAAUAACAUUUCAUCGAUAAGUUUUGAAAUUUGAAGUUAGAAACGUGUUUAUCGACAGACACACUCUGAUUUUUUUUUUUCUCCAAUGAAUAGACAGCAAAUUGUUUCGAUUGUUCUUGAA
Messenger RNA from Pseudomyrmex gracilis, 4051 nucleotides. RefSeq names its product C-terminal-binding protein (gene CtBP). Lineage: Eukaryota; Metazoa; Arthropoda; Insecta; Hymenoptera; Formicidae. Gene Ontology annotation, molecular function: oxidoreductase activity, acting on the CH-OH group of donors, NAD or NADP as acceptor; transcription corepressor activity; NAD binding. The coding region runs from base 802 to 2022 and encodes 406 amino acids. The transcript has 8 exons. The record is from RefSeq and is a predicted model, not a curated record.